AUGACAGGGACGCCGGAUGUAAGUGUCUUUGGUUUACUUGUCUACCACCCUAAAACCACCCCCUUUUUCCCCUGCAUCCUAGAUACUAUCUAUAUGUAUAUUUCUGCAUGUAUCGUCUUGGGGUUUCCGUUUGACACGCAGUCCUUGACCAACAGUAUCACGGACUAUCCGGUCGAGAAUGGGAGGCGAUACCAUAAAUAUCAUGAGGGUGCCUACAUCUAUCCAAACGAUGAGCAGGAGCUCGACAGGAUGGACAUGCAGCAUCACCUCCUGAAGACAAUCCAUGGUGGACGAAUCUUCUUUGCCCCUAUCGACGAUCCAGCAAGAAUCCUGGAUAUCGGAACUGGUUCUGGCAUCUGGCCAAUUGAGAUGGCUUCCAUUUUCCCUGGAGCACAUAUCACAGGCACGGAUCUCUCACCAGUUCAACCGACGGAAGUCCCGGAAAACGUCCAUUUCCUCGUCGACGACGCUACGGAAAGAGACUGGCUAUGGAACCCUAAUCAUUUCGAUUUGAUCCAUACAGCCAUGAUGACUGGAUCGCUCCUGUCGUUUAAAGAUAUCAUGCGGAAAGCCCUCAUCCAUCUUAAACCAGGAGGCUAUCUCGAAUGCCACGAGGUUGACCCCAAGCCUCUGUGUGACGAUGGUACGAUGCCUCCUGAGAAUCCCGAAGGCCAUAGUGAGUACGCCUUCCAUGACUGGUUCGACUACAACGUGCGCUCGAGUCGCCUUUCCGAUCCACCACGACAGUUCCGGAUAGCCCACCGUCUCGCUCAAUGGAUGAGAGAGACGGGGUUCGUUGACGUCCAGGAACGGAUCGUCAAGAUCCCCUUGAACCCAUGGCCGGAGGAUCCGGAACAGAGAAAGAUUGGCACAUGGUGGGAAGCCAACUGGCUCGAUGCACUCUCUGCAUGGUCCUACAAACCGUUCCUGGCUCUGGGGUGGUCGAAACCUGAGAUCGAAGUCUUCCUUGUCGAUGUCAGGAGGAGCAUCCAAAAUACCAAUGUGCAUGCCUACAACAACUUUUAUGUGAUUACAGGAAGGAAACCCUUCCCGGGGGAGCAGCAACCAGAACAACAGCAGCAGCAGCAGCAGCGACGCUCAUGA
Messenger RNA from Paecilomyces variotii, 1104 nucleotides. RefSeq names its product S-adenosyl-L-methionine-dependent methyltransferase. The record is from RefSeq and is a predicted model, not a curated record. NCBI's taxonomy places the organism in Eukaryota, Fungi, Ascomycota, Eurotiomycetes, Eurotiales, Thermoascaceae. Bases 1 to 1104 code for a protein of 367 amino acids. Gene Ontology annotation, molecular function: methyltransferase activity. The transcript has 4 exons.